AUGGAGAACGAAAGCAAUUCAGGUAAGUAUCAUGUAAGCGAAUCUCUGGCGAAGACAACGUGGACGAGGAAGGAAGACAAACUCUUUGAGACGGCUUUGGUGGAUGUUCCGGAGAAUAUCGAGGGGCGGUGGCAAAAGAUAGCUGAUGCCGUUCCAGGUAAGACUGAAGAAGAGGUGAGGGUUCGCUACGAUGAGUUACUACACGAUUUGCAUGAGAUUGAAUCGGGUCGGGUUGAGUUGCCAAGAUAUGCAGACGAUGAUGAAGUAAUUAAGGAAUCAUUUGUAAGUUCGGAUUCUGAUCAGUACAGAAGCAGAAAAGUUGAUCAGAGGAAGAAAGGGACUUCCUGGACUGAAGAAGAACACAGGAAUUUCCUGAUGGGAUUGACCAGAUACGGAAAAGGUGAUUGGCGAAGCAUAUCAAGGAACUGCGUGGUCACGAGGACGCCAACACAAGUGGCCAGCCAUGCCCAGAAAUAUUUCCUCAGACAGAGUAAUUCGCUGACAAAAGAGAGGAAAAGAGCAAGCAUCCACGACAUAACCACCCCAGAUAACACCACAAUGGUGGUGCAGCCACUGCAGCAGCAGCCCGCAAACAUCUAUAGCGGCCAAGGCGGAGCACCACCCCAAAUGGGGUAUGAUAAUCAAAACUACCCUAAUUAA
Lactuca sativa (garden lettuce) is the source of this 660-nucleotide messenger RNA. RefSeq names its product transcription factor DIVARICATA. Gene Ontology annotation, molecular function: DNA binding. NCBI's taxonomy places the organism in Eukaryota, Viridiplantae, Streptophyta, Magnoliopsida, Asterales, Asteraceae. The record is from RefSeq and is a predicted model, not a curated record.